Molecule: messenger RNA, 336 nt
Organism: Eimeria mitis
Lineage: Eukaryota; Apicomplexa; Conoidasida; Eucoccidiorida; Eimeriidae
Exons: 1
Coding region: 1-336 (111 amino acids)
Source: RefSeq, a predicted model, not a curated record
AUGCUGCUGCUGCUGCAGCAGAAUAUGCUGCUGCUGCAGCAGCAGAAUCUCCCCCAGCCAGCUGACACCCCAACUCUAUCUCCAGUGCAUCCAUCUGCAGCAGCAGCAGCAGCAGCAGCAGCAGAUGAAGCAGCAGCAGAUGAAGCAGCAGCAGCAGCAGAUGCAGCAGCAGCAGAUGAAGCAGCAGCAGCAGAUGCAGCAGCAGCAGCAGAUGCAGCAGCAGCAGAUGAAGCAGCAGCAGCAGAUGCAGCAGCAGCAGCAGAUGAAGCAGCAGCAGCAGCAGAAGCAGCAGCAGAUGAAGCAGAUACAGUAGCAACAGCAACAGCAUCAGCAUAA